This is a messenger RNA of Paramacrobiotus metropolitanus, 1077 nucleotides long. Its product is annotated as homeodomain-only protein-like. The coding region runs from base 382 to 696 and encodes 104 amino acids. NCBI's taxonomy places the organism in Eukaryota, Metazoa, Tardigrada, Eutardigrada, Parachela, Macrobiotidae. Gene Ontology annotation, biological process: regulation of DNA-templated transcription. The transcript has 2 exons. The record is from RefSeq and is a predicted model, not a curated record. Gene Ontology annotation, molecular function: DNA-binding transcription factor activity, RNA polymerase II-specific; DNA binding.
UAACGGCCACACAUUCGACAAGUUAAUUGACAAGUUCAGGCGUGCGUUGUUGCAUCACACACCCCGUAAGGCUCGUACGUCGCCGUCCUGAGUAAAUUUGAAUACGCCGGUUUGGCAACAACAUUUCGUCACGCAAUUGUUCAAAUAGCAGGCAAAUAAAAACGUUGUUUCUUGGAGAUUUAAUUGUCCAGUUUCGAGUUAAACUGUUCUGCUAACUUGCUCGCCUGUUGUCGCUUCCCAGGAGCGGCACAACGGCCGGUUGCAUAAAAAAGUGCGGUUUGCUGUAAGUAAGUGUCCUAUUCACGAACUGGACAUCGUCUCUGACUCUCCAGUAAUUAACAACACAGAUUUAUAAUUGACUGGCCCGGAUUACCAUUUACUAUGAUACCACUGAAAGCGCGUUUGGCCAAUCCACAGGACCUGCCGCGCAUUCGGAUGGACCAGGAACAAAUCCUCAUGGAGUUUUUCCGGAAAGAUAAAAACCCCCAAGUGGCCGAUAUCAAUAUUAUCGCGGCUGAACUAGGAUUGCAGCCGUAUCAAAUAAGGACAUGGUACCAACACCAACUGGCGUACUGGCGCUUGUCUCAAGGACUGCCGGCUAAUAACCGUAAAGUGUACGACAUACCGCAACCACGGACAGAUUUCGACGUAGCCGGCAGUGGAAAUUACUGGGAUCGCUCUAACAAAUUCAGCUGACACUUAUUCCAUACCAUUUUUUCAGUAUUAUUACUUGCAUUAAUGUUACGAUAUCACAGUAAUUACUUGUUAGUACCGGGGUGUUGAUAUUUGCCGGCAGGUUCUGGUGAUCUGAGAUCUCGAUCGAUGCUAGAUUAUUCCGCAAACAAAAAUCCUAAAUCUGUUCGCUAGCAUUUUUCUGUUCGCUAACGUACAAAUUUUAUGAAUAGAAGUUAUAUAGAUAUUUAUAUAUAUAGUUCUGUAUUGUGGAACUUCCGUGAAUUCAGUUAACGAUAAGUAACAGUACAUCGCGUACUGUAACUGUCUGUAAAUGUACACGAAUAUCUGGGUACAGUACUACGAGUAGCAUACUUUGUGCUGCAAUGUUUCCUAUAUGAUUAU